GCUGCUAUUUGAACAGCUAGCGCCGGCUUUGCGCUACUAGUCGCCGCACGUGCCCACCAAUCAUCAUUUCUUUUCCGAUCUCGACUCCGGUGCAUUCGGAGCCAAAAGUUUCAUUACAUUUUUCAUUUAAGUUCUUUUCGUUUACUCCAUCUGUGAUUUGUUUUUCCUCUUCUCGAGCUCAACUGCUUUCAUAACCGUUUCGCAAAAUGACCAGCAAACCAGCCUACAAAAUCGCCGAUAUUAACUUGGCAGAAUUCGGAAGGAAAGAAAUAACUUUGGCUGAAAAUGAGAUGCCUGGACUUAUGGCUAUUCGUAAAAAAUAUGGACCAAAGAAAAUAUUGAAAGGUGCCAAAAUUGCUGGCUGUCUUCAUAUGACAGUGCAAACUGCAGUGCUUAUUGAAACAUUGGUUGAACUUGGUGCAGAGGUCCAGUGGUCUUCUUGCAACAUAUUCAGUACGCAAGAUCAUGCUGCUGCAGCUAUAGCAAAAACGGGAAUAUCAGUGUAUGCUUGGAAAGGAGAAACUGAUGAAGAAUACGAAUGGUGCAUUGAACAAACUUUGUUAUUUAAAGAUGGAAAGCCAUUUAAUAUAAUUCUUGAUGAUGGAGGAGAUUUGACUAAUAUUGUACAUACCAAAUAUCCUGAAUAUUUGAAAGACUGCAAGGGCAUUUCAGAAGAAACUACAACUGGUGUACAUAAUGCAUACCGUAUGCUUAGGGAAGGAAAACUUAAAGUUCCUGUAAUCAAUGUUAAUGACUCUGUCACAAAAAGCAAAUUUGAUAACUUAUAUGGAUGCAGAGAAUCUCUUAUUGAUGGAAUCAAAAGAGCAACCGACAUCAUGAUUGCUGGUAAAGUCUGUGUAGUUGCUGGAUAUGGUGAUGUUGGCAAAGGAUCUGCUCAAAGCUUAAAAGCGCUUGGAGGUCGUGUAAUAAUAACUGAAAUUGAUCCUAUCAAUGCUCUUCAAGCAGCAAUGGAAGGCUAUGAGGUAACUACUAUGGAUGAAGCUUCUAAAAAAGGUCAAAUUUAUGUUACAACAACUGGAUGUACUGAUAUCAUCACAGGAGAACACUUUAUGAACAUGCCAAAUGAUGCCAUAGUAUGUAACAUUGGUCAUUUUGACUGUGAAAUUCAAGUUAAAUGGUUGGAAACUAAUGCAGUAGAUAAAGUGAACAUUAAACCACAAGUUGAUCGAUAUAAAUUGAGCAAUGGAAGGCAUAUCAUUCUUCUCGCAGAAGGACGUUUAGUUAAUCUUGGCUGUGCUACUGGUCAUCCAAGUUUUGUCAUGAGUAACUCAUUCACAAAUCAAACAUUAGCACAAAUUGAAUUGUGGACAAAUUCUAACUCUUAUCCACUUGGAGUACACAUGUUGCCCAAAAAGUUGGACGAGGAAGUAGCUGCUCUUCAUCUUGAUCACUUGGGCGUUAAAUUAACGAAAUUGACUCCAGCUCAAGCUAAGUACUUGGAUAUACCACCUGAAGGACCAUUUAAACCAGAGCAUUACAGAUAUUGAUAGUACAAUUAUUUUUGUUAUUACGUCGUAUUCAAGAUUUGAAAAAUAUUUAUCAACAUGAUAAAUAUUAUUUUCUCUAGCAUAUACUACCUCGGUUUUCAUAAAUCCCGUACUAAAAAAUACAGCAAUUUUUAAAAAAAU
Phymastichus coffea is the source of this 1649-nucleotide messenger RNA. RefSeq names its product adenosylhomocysteinase (gene Ahcy). Bases 207 to 1508 code for a protein of 433 amino acids. Gene Ontology annotation, cellular component: cytosol. Lineage: Eukaryota; Metazoa; Arthropoda; Insecta; Hymenoptera; Eulophidae. Gene Ontology annotation, biological process: L-methionine cycle. The record is from RefSeq and is a predicted model, not a curated record. The transcript is spliced from 7 exons. Gene Ontology annotation, molecular function: adenosylhomocysteinase activity.